Messenger RNA from Gongylonema pulchrum, 720 nucleotides. Lineage: Eukaryota; Metazoa; Nematoda; Chromadorea; Rhabditida; Gongylonematidae. The record is from the annotation of a GenBank genome assembly.
AUGGAAGGCGAGGACAACACUGCAGCCACAUGCAAACCAGCUAGCUGCGAGGGGCAGGAGGGCCCCUGCCAGGACACAUCAACCGGCCACACGCGCUCCGAGAUGCCAUCAGCUCCGACCGAUCCAUAUGGCACCACCAGCCGUUUGGAGGAGCUGGUCCAGGAAAUGGUUGAAUUGGACGCCUUCCGGCACAACUACCCGGGCACCCUCAGUUACACGUAUGAGAUGCUCAUAAAUGAGAUCGAUGCCGUCUGGAGCCACAUUUUGGCUCGCGCCUAUCGAAGCGGCGUUGUGGCGUACAACCAACGCCCUGAGCAGCCAACUGGGGGACGCCGAGUUGUUAUGCAGGAGAUGGUAUUAAUCCCGGAACGUCCAAACACCAAAUUCAUCGGACGCAUCAUUGGGCCGCGCGGCAGCACCGUUAAGCAGCUGGAAAUACAGACCGGCUGCCGCAUUGUGAUCCGUGGCAGGGGCUCAGUCAAGGAUCCACGCCGGGAAGCGUAUCUUCGCAACCGUGCUGGCUGGGAGCACUUGUGGGGGCCGCUGCACGUGCUUAUUACAGCAGCGGAUUACUCGGAAGAGCGGUGCCUAAGAAAGCUGACUGACGGAGUGUUCUGCAUCAAUGCUCUGCUAAGCACUGAUAACGACGAGCUCAAGCGCCGUCAGCUUAUCCAGUUGGCUAUCAUGAACGGCACCUACCGCCCUCCACGGAUGUCGUAG